UUCGGGUUCGAGUUUAAAUUGGGAUAAGAUGAUAGGUUUAUUUACGUAGAGACAUUGGGGAUCGACGUAUAUACUUGACGCGCAAAACAUUAACGAAAGUUCGCAAAUUACGCGAUAAGUUAUAUAACAUAGACAAUUAAAAGAUUAAUCGGUGGAACUACGAAAUUCUAUUUAUCUUAAAUGCGUUGUAAUAAUAAUGACGCUUUGAUUAAGUGUCGUUCGUUCUCAACGUGAACAUCAGGUGUCCGAAAUUGAGUGCUGUGUCCAGUUCCAUUAUGACUCGAUGACCGGUUUAAUUGACGUCACGGUUUGUGUACGGGUGUCUAAGCGGUUGGAACGGAACAGUGGCUUUUAUCGUAGCGAUGAAAAGAGUGGAGGUGCUGAGAGAAAUUUGGGAUGGUAAAAUUCCUGUUUGCUUCACGCUUGAUUCCGAGGAAAUAUGUGAAUUGCAAGGACCUGACCCAUUUUAUCUUAUGGUACCUAGGUUAAGUUAUUUUCCACUCUGCACAGAUAAGAUACGAAAACAUUUUAUAAAACAUGUACAAAGUGACAGUAAGCAGGAGCAUGAAAUGUGGUUAGAAUUUAAUGGAAUUCCAAUAAAAUGGCACUAUCCAAUCGGUGUUCUGUUGGAUAUUUAUUCGAAUGAUGUUGAAUUACCUUGGAAUAUCGUUGUUCAUUUUGAUAGGUUUCCAGAAAAUGUGUUAAUGCAUUGUCAAAACAAGGAAGUAGUAGAGGCAUAUUUUCUCUCUUGUAUAAAAGAAGCAGAUGUAUUGAAACACAGAGGUCAGAUUGUAUCUAGUAUGCAGAAAAAAGAUCAUAAUCAGUUAUGGUCUGGUUUACUCAACGACAAGUUUGACCAAUUCUGGUCUGUGAAUCGAAAACUUAUGGAAGCUAGUAACACGGAAGAAGGUUUUAAAUAUAUACCAUUCCGGUGUUACACGAGCGAGGACAAAUAUAUACAAAAACUCGUAAAACCUGUCAAUGAAGAGGGUCAAAGAAAAACAUUGAGGCAUUUAUUAAGCGAAGUAUUCCCAGACAGUGAAAAUGUUACAGUGUUCACUCAUGGUAUUUCCCCACCUUUGGAAACGCCGCUUCAGUGGAUGUCAGAACACAUGAGUUAUCCUGAUAAUUUCUUGCAUUUGGUUGUAAUAUCAUAACCCAAAUUGAAAGAGCCAGUACCGACUGCGUUUCACGAGUAAAUCUAGAACGAUUCAAAUCGAAUACAGGAAUAUGUGGCAUGUAUACCGGCGAAUUAAUCACGGUACUCAACUCUCUUA
This is a messenger RNA of Eufriesea mexicana, 1277 nucleotides long. It is a transcript of the gene Atg5, whose product is annotated as autophagy protein 5. Bases 363 to 1157 code for a protein of 264 amino acids. Gene Ontology annotation, molecular function: Atg8-family ligase activity. The transcript is spliced from 6 exons. NCBI's taxonomy places the organism in Eukaryota, Metazoa, Arthropoda, Insecta, Hymenoptera, Apidae. Gene Ontology annotation, cellular component: phagophore; phagophore assembly site membrane; mitochondria-associated endoplasmic reticulum membrane contact site. Gene Ontology annotation, biological process: protein lipidation involved in autophagosome assembly; autophagy of mitochondrion; piecemeal microautophagy of the nucleus. The record is from RefSeq and is a predicted model, not a curated record.